Molecule: messenger RNA, 1354 nt
Organism: Phanerochaete carnosa HHB-10118-sp
Lineage: Eukaryota; Fungi; Basidiomycota; Agaricomycetes; Polyporales; Phanerochaetaceae
Exons: 6
Coding region: 45-779 (244 amino acids)
Molecular function (GO): NADH dehydrogenase activity
Source: RefSeq, a predicted model, not a curated record
ACGCUUCGCCAGCUUCACCACCGUCUCUGCUUCCUACUCGCGACAUGCUCGCCGCACGACUCGCCAGGACUCUGAAGGCUGCGCGGGGCGCACGGAGGAUAUGCACCACUCCAGCACGCAAGUCGGACGCGCUGUUCGUUCACCGUGACACUCCUUAUAACAACCCCAAGAUACCGUUCCAAUUCACCCCCGGCAACCUCAAGCGCGCCGAAGAAAUCAUCUCGCGAUACCCGCCACAGUACAAGAAGGCCGCCGUCAUCCCGCUGCUUGACCUCGGCCAGCGCCAGAACAAGGGUUGGACGAGCAUUAGCGUCAUGAACUACGUCGCUAAGCUCCUGGAGAUGCCGCCAAUGCGUGUGUACGAGGUAGCAACGUUCUACACCAUGUUCAACCGUGAACCAAUCGGCGAGAACUUCGUGCAGGUGUGUACGACAACGCCAUGCAUGCUCCGUGGCGCGUACAAUAUCCUCGACACCGUCUGCAAAGACCUCGGCGGCAUCAAGCCCGGCGAAACCACCAAGGACGGCAAGUUCACCGUGAUUGAAGUCGAGUGCCAGGGCGCGUGCAGCAAUGCGCCCAUGAUGGUCGUUGGUGAUGACUUCUACGAGGAUUUGACAUCAGAAACAACAAAGAAAGUAUUGGACGCUUUCAAGAAGGGCGAUAAGCCAAAACCUGGCCCUCAAAGCGGUCGACACACCAGCGAAAACUCGGCUGGUCUCACUGCUCUUGCAUCCAAGCCAUACGGUCCUGGCGAGUUCUGCACACCAGAGUUCAGCUAAAUAGACAUUGCACUAUGACCCUGGUAAUUGAUAUGGACUGUUUAUGUGAAGAGUGUGACAUGAGGGUAUACGAUAUGAUAUCUGCUAAGAUGGUGAAAAUAUCCAAAAACCUCGCUUAUGAAUGGUGUGUUCCAGACUCAGUCCUCGAAGCUCAAUCAUCGCCCAGACCAUCAUCAUACCCAUACAUGCCCUCGCCGCCCUCCGGAAGCCUCUCGACAACAUAUUCGAUCUCUUCCUUCAGGUCCUCGCAAUACCGCUCCAGGGGCAAGUCAAAUUUGUCGAGUCCUACGGCGACCAUCAGCAUCUGAUGGAUAGUGACAGACGACCGCUCACCGAAUGGCAUCUCAAUCUCGUCCGCGAUACCUUCAAUGCCCAUGAGUGUGAAUGCAAUGAUAGUCACGAGUGGAAUCAUGCCCCAGCCGAGAUCUUGAAUCAGGGUGAAAGGGAGUGCGAAAAGGUAUAACGUAACGGUCUGUUUUAGAUGUAUGCUGUAGGAUCGGGGUAUAGGUGUGUUCGCGACACGUUCCAUGUUGCUGAGGGCGUCGACCAUGCCUUGUACACUACGCGUAUACGAU